CCAAGAUGGCCGCGCGCCUCUCAGCGCCCGCGUGACGCCGCGGCACCGCGCGCCGUGGCACGCGACAGCGGUUACCCCGGCAACCGCGGCGGCUUCCCGCGCCUACCCCACCUCCCCCGGCUACGGCGAGCGGCGAGCGGCACAAAGAGCCGGAGCCGGCGGGGGGCGAAGCGCCCCCUGCCCUUCCCUGCAGAGCCGGGGGCAGCAAGGAUUCAAUGAUCAUUCAGAAUCUGAAGUGGAGGAAUCUGCCUACCACCAGCUGCUGAACCACCUAAGAACCACACACCUAUAGUUGAAUCCCCACCAUCACUGGAUGACUUACCUGGUGUGGAAGCACCAGCAUCUGCAGCCCAGCCAUCUGUAGUGGAAUUGCCAGUGUGUGCAGACCAGCUGGCUGUCAAGAAACCACCACGUUCUGAGCACCACUUCCUGCUCAUUGUGUAGUCUGCAUCCACAGAAAGCUCACCUGAGAUCAGAUCACCUGUGGGUGAACUUCCAGAUUUCAAAGUCAAGAUGUACACCUCUGAAUCCGCACAGGAGGGCAGUAACACCGUUGAGACUGUGUUGUCAGCAGCAGAGAUUACAUUUGAAUCAGUGGAGAAUCCAGAGGCUUUUGGAGACCCCUAUCAAGCUGCCAUGAAUUAUGUUGAGGAACAUAAAAUUCUACAGAUAUUUCAGGAUAUCACAGAGAAACUGCUGUUCCAUAAGCCUGACGACCCCUUGCAGUUCAUAUUGAAGGAGGUGCAGUCUUUGAUAGAAGCCAGGCAAGCAGAAGUGGAGAGACUAUCAGAAGUGAACAAAGAUGCGCAAGUGCUCUAAUUUCCUGAUGAAUGGUGGUGUAUUCCCAAAUGACUGUCUCUGUGGCUAUGAAGAGAACACCAUAAAAACUUCCAUCUAUCUAUUUUUAAAAAAAAAAUGUAUGAUGACUGGGUUGUGUGAUUCUACACAGCACAGUUUGGGCGCCAAAAGUCUGGCAUAAAAGAGGGCAAGUAUUUAGCAUGCAAAUUCCAUGUGUGAGAUGAGUUUCUAUCUGAGUUUCUCAAAAAGGAUCAGUUAACUCAUGUGUUUCAAGAUUGGAGGCAGGUAAGCACCCCUGUCAUUCAUAGGGCAGGGAAUUUUUCAAGGUUUCUGUGAAUGUAAAGAUGGCUCGAGAUUCAGAUUAAAUCUUCAUUGGUUCUGUAAGAGCUUUAAUGUAGACUUGGGCGUCUAGGUCCCACUGCAGCAGUGAGAUGCUUUUGAAAUCCCUGCUUAUCUCCAGCAGCUGGAAAAAUCUGACACUGAGAAUCUGAGAUGGAUCUGCUUACAAAUUCUUGACCAAAAAUGUAUUAGGCUGAAAAACAGUGUAUACGUGCCCUGUCCUAAUGUAUCUCUGGGGAACAGGAAAUGUAUGGAAGAUGAAGAUAGUGUUUGAAGCCUUUUCAUCUCCACGGUCAUUUGUCAGCACAUUGUCCCAGGAGAUGGAGAAGCUGACAUGUCUUUGAAUUUUGUUGUAGAACAGGAUUAGGGUGCCUUGGGGUACAGUCUUCACUGUAUAUUUCCUGCCUCUGACAUUUGAGUAUUGCAUUUUGUUGUUCUCUCUUACUUACAAAAAGCUUUUGACCUGUAAUACAUUAUCAGACUAUAAGUAUAUGCCUUCAACUUCAUGUCAUGAUUAAGGGAGUUAUGCAAGGGGAGAUCCUUAAUUCCUCUCUCAGGUAGGUUGGAAUGAGCUGGAAAGCAGUCUUCUUACAGGUGACAGAAGUUUUGCAAGAGAGGCCGUACCCCGUGUUCCUCAGUAGUCUCAGGGCCACAAUUUCCCUUUGGUGGCCUGGCCACCUCAUCUCAUGCUAACAAAGUUGCUGUGUUGUAACAAGAAGUCCUCCCCAGUACACAUAAGACAGAGCGUCUGUCUUGGCUGUUUCUCAGAAAAGAGAAGUAGUGUUUUCUGUUCGUUUCUUCCUACUAAAGAGAGGUGUUCCUCCUUUGAGGAGCAGUUUUCUAGAAAUGAAUGAGGCUGUACCCAGGACAAGCUCUGUGGGCCUGGAGUUAGCAUGUGUAGAUGGCAUGAGACUGGGGAAGGCAGUGGGCCAAGGACAAUCCUUCAGUGGUCACAGACUUCAGGGGAGGGAGGGUGUAUCAUCUCUCAUCAAAGACUUUGACCAGAAAUCUUGGAGAUCUUAUCAUGAGCUAAGGAGAAAUGUCACUUCCUUCACCUCAAGCCUCUCAGAUAACUGAACCUAAUUUUAUGAAAACACAAAAGCAUCCUCCAGAAUGUUUGCAGAUUAGAAUGUUUAAGGCAGGGUCACACAGCUGCAUUUUUUUGACCUGCUUCAGAAUUAUUCUGAAUAAUACACUCUAGCUCUAGGAAAAAAAUCUACUUCACAUUAAGGCACUGCUCUUUGUGCAUAAGAAAGCUUUUCUGUGCUGAAAAAAAAAAAAAAAAAGAAGAAAAAUUAGAUUUAAAAUGGAAACUUUUACUGUAGUCUUACUUCCAGAGUGAUGGUCCCUUUUCCACAAUUUCUUUCCAAAACCGUUGGAUCCUUAUUUCUUCUUUGUAAGUGGACAUUUAUCAACAUGACAUUAAACUGUCAUUAAAUUUCUUGCCUUGAGUGCUCAGAAGGAAUUAGCAGUUCCUCAUGUGUAACCGAAACUAUUCCAUAUAAGUCCUUAUAGCACACUAGUCACAGCACAUUUGAAUGCCCUCCAGAGUGCUAAGCAACGUGACUAACAUCUGUUGUUUGCUCUUUCUCCUCUCCACAAGGGAAAUGGCUGUGCACUGAAGUGCAUUCUUUUAGAAUGGGUGGUUUGGGGUUUUUUUUACCACACCUGUGUAUUUCUGUGUACUUCUAAUGGAUAAGUCAUGAAGUGGAAGCUGUGGAAGUUGGAGGUAGUUUGUAGUUCCCAAGGAUGAUUCCUCUGCAGUAUGAGCUGGGUACUGAGAAAAUGCAUUAUUUUUAAGGAAGACAUUUUUUUGUUCAUCCAUGGGCAGGCGCAGAGGUGCAACAGCCAGUUCAUCUGCCAAAUGGCAUGAUCUUACGGUGCCCAGACUGUUUCUGUUGUGAACUUUGUGCACCUCCAGAGGCAGGACGCAGAGGAGCCAAUCAGGAGGAAAGUAUAAAAUAGGUCACUUGAACCAAAAUUCAGUUUCUUUUUCUGCCAUCUCAGUAUGGAACUUGAAAAGACUUAGCUGCCCCAAGCAAUACUGACGUUGCCUGUGUACUGCUUCUAACCAAUGGGGGAAAAAAUGUUGUAAGAGCUGAUUAAAAAUCCUUGGAAAAGUUCA
Molecule: messenger RNA, 3262 nt
Organism: Prinia subflava (tawny-flanked prinia)
Lineage: Eukaryota; Metazoa; Chordata; Aves; Passeriformes; Cisticolidae
Gene: TEX55
Product: testis expressed 55
Exons: 5
Coding region: 514-819 (101 amino acids)
Source: RefSeq, a predicted model, not a curated record